This is a messenger RNA of Lingula anatina, 773 nucleotides long. RefSeq names its product cytochrome c oxidase subunit 6B1. Gene Ontology annotation, cellular component: mitochondrion; respiratory chain complex IV. The record is from RefSeq and is a predicted model, not a curated record. NCBI's taxonomy places the organism in Eukaryota, Metazoa, Brachiopoda, Lingulata, Lingulida, Lingulidae.
CGUUUGAGUAACAGGGUGUCAUCAGCGAGAAGGCUUUAUUUUCGGCCAUAUUGUUUAACAAGCAGUACAAACGUUUAUUCGUUCGUGUUUAAAAUUAAAAAUGGACAGGAAGGUGAAAGACGUGUUAUUAAAUUGGGAUAAGUCGGUCCCCGAAGAAAUGAUGGAGGAAUAUAAGGUUGAGUACAAAUUUGAUGGGGUCACACCUCAGCCUUUUGAUGCCCGCUUCACCACAUGGAACCAAAUGAGGUUGUGCUGGCAAAAUUUUGCUGAUUAUCAGAGAUGUAUCAAACUUAAAGGAAAGACGUACGAGCCUUGUAAAUGGUUCAGUAAUAGAUAUCUAAGUUUCUGCCCUGCUAAAAAGAGGAACAAACUGCAUUUUUUGGUAGAAGAAGAUGCCUUUGCCUCUGGUAAGCGUCCACCUCCUAUGCUUCUUGAAGGUGAUGAUGGUCAUGAUGAACACUGAAAAGUCUGAGGAAGAAAAUAUGCUGCCAAGCAACAUGAUAAAAAGAGUUCUUUUAAGAACAUAUGUUACAGUGUUGUUGGCAUUUCUGAUUGUAAAUGUCUCAUUACGCACACCAUUUGAUGACUGUAAAGCAGGCGCACACAAAAUUGGAAUCUGUAAAGGACAUUUGUGCAGCUAGUUAGAAGUUAUUCGUGUUUGCACCAGUUGAUCAAAAGCAACGUACUUUUAGUAUGGUACAAUUUUUGCCAAUUCUUUUCUGAGUUACUUUGGUUACUGGUCAGUUUUAAAUAAAUAAAAUUUGGAAUGGAAA